Molecule: messenger RNA, 1540 nt
Organism: Ilyonectria robusta
Lineage: Eukaryota; Fungi; Ascomycota; Sordariomycetes; Hypocreales; Nectriaceae
Product: xylose isomerase-like protein
Exons: 1
Coding region: 417-1472 (351 amino acids)
Source: RefSeq, a predicted model, not a curated record
CGGCAGAUCGUUUCCUUGCGUCUUGUGACCAAAUGAUGACGAUACCCCCCAGCAGCCCGGCCCGGCCUGUCACAUAUCGAAAACAAGGCUCGUAUGGACUAUCGGAAGAAGGCUUGAAAGGCUUGAUUCGUCAUGAGGCCCGUCUUCACCAUCUCCGCUCUGCUGGAGCCUGAUAAACAAAAUAUUGCCCCAAGACUUGAUGACUUAUCAUCUCGCUUGUUGGACCCAUCGACUCCAUUGACUGUAGAAGCCAUCCAAUACUCCCUCAUCCCCCUGAUAACUCCUGUCAAGUCGAGACUCUUUUAUUAUUAUCCAUCUCCAAAGUUCCAUCGUAUCCAUCCUCCCUAUCAUCACAUCCAUCAUCUCUAUCCUCGAAACUUUACCUCAUCCCUCCUCCACCUUAUCACAAAUACACAAUGGCACACAAGCCAAGCAUAUGCACAAUGUCCCUGGGACGGUGCUUCGCCGGCCACGACCUCACACACAAGUUGGACAUGGCCCAGAAGUACGGUUUCACUGGUAUCGAGGUCUUCUACGAAGAUCUCGUAGACCUGGCCAAGUCGUUCCCUGGCGGAGACACACCUGAGAACCAAAUCUCAGCCGCCCGAACGAUGCGUCAACUCUGCGAUGCCCGAAACCAAGAAAUCAUCUGCCUCCAACCCUUCAUGCACUUCGGCGGCAUCGCCGAUCGUGAUGAGCACCGCCGAAGAUUGCAAGAGCUGCAGCUUUGGUUCGAGCUCGCCCACAUCUUGGGAACAGACCUUAUCCUCUUCCCCAGCAGCUUCCUCUCCCCAGACCAAGUCCUGGACGACAUGGACCUUACCAUUGCCGACUUUACCGAAGCGGCCGAUAUGGGUCUCCAGGAGUCACCGCCAAUCCGGUUUGCCAUGGAAGGCCUCUGCUGGGGUACCCGAGUCGAUACCUGGGAAGGCAGCUGGGAAAUCGUGAGAGGAGUUGACCGACCCAACUUUGGUGUCUGCCUCGACAGCUACAACAUUCUGGGCCGGAUCUACGCCGACCCAGCUUCCCCAACGGGAAGAACUCCGGACUACGAAGAAGCAACCAUGAAGUCGAUCAAGAGGAUCCUGUCCGAUGUCGACGUCACAAAGCUCUUCCUCAUCCAGGUGGCAGACGGCGAACGACUCGCCCAGCCCUUGGACAAGAACCACCCCUUCUACAACGCAGAGCAACCAUCUCGCAUGAGCUGGUCUCGCAAUGCCAGACUAUUUUACGGCGAGCCCCAAUACGGUGGCUAUCUCCCUGUAAAGCAGAUCCUCCGGGCCAUCGUCCAUGGACUUGGCUUCGAGGGGUGGCUGAGCUUUGAGGUGUUUAACAGGAGGUUGACAGAGACUGAUAAGGCAGUGCCAGAGGAGAUGGCCCGGCGAGCGGCCGAGUCCUGGGUGAAAAUGACGGCCGACGUGGGCCUGCGGACUGAAGACGCCAUGCAGCCAAGACUGCAGGCGAUGCUGUAAUAAGAUAAUGAGCCUUAGCGAGCCUCUGUAACGAUUUAUUGUAACGAUUCCUUUUUAUUCCAAUGAUG